AACUUAAUUAGAAACGGCAGCAUUUACGCAGUCAAGAAUUUAAAAUUAUUUUCUUACACUUAUGCUUUCAAUGUCUGCAGCAACAGGAAGACUGUAAACAACAUGUCUUAUAGUGCGAAGAUCGGUCCGUCCAUCCUGAGCAGCGACCUGUCCUGUCUGGGUAGCGAGUGUGUGCGGAUGAUGGAGUGCGGGGCAGAUUACCUGCACCUCGACGUGAUGGACGGACAUUUUGUUCCCAAUAUCACAUUUGGCCAUCCCAUGGUAGAGUGCCUGAGGAAGACAGUAGGCCAAGACCCUUUUUUUGACAUGCACAUGAUGGUGUCGCGGCCGGAGCAAUGGGUGAAGCCCAUGGCAGCAGCAGGAGCCAGCCAGUACACAUUCCACCUCGAAACCACCACCAACCCUGGAAACCUCAUCAAAGAGAUCAGAGAGAGUGGCAUGAAGGUGGGUUUGGCUAUAAAACCUGGAACAACGGUUGAAGAGCUGGCACCUUGGGCUAACCAUAUCGACAUGGCUCUGGUCAUGACUGUGGAACCUGGUUUUGGAGGUCAGAAGUUCAUGGAGGACAUGAUGCCUAAGGUGACCUGGCUGCGGAAUCAGUUCCCUUCAUUAGACAUUGAAGUAGACGGAGGGGUUGGACCUGAUUCCAUUCACAAAUGUGCCGAGGCAGGAGCCAACAUGAUAGUGUCAGGCAGCGCCGUGAUAGGCAGCGAUGACCCUCGCUCCGUCAUCGCUCUUCUACGCACCGUGGUGGCUGAAGCGAUACAGAAACGCUCCCUGGACCGCUGAGGUAUCCUCUGUGUGGAGAUCCCCGUGGCCCUCGCACUCUACCUUCCUGUCUAAUCAAAUCACUGCAUUAGCCAGUGGAACAGACUCAACACAGACAUUUUCUGGGCGCCUCUACAAAACAGUUUGAACUAAAGUUUUUAAGUGUGCUUAACUAAGUUAAGACAGGAUGAGUCUCUUCAUUUCCAGACCGGAGCAGAUGUCACUCACACCUGUAAACAUUCCUCAUUGUUUUGACUCGUAAUGUAUGUUGUAUCAUGUAUAAAUUACAGUAAUGACAUUGGCUUAGGAAAGCUGGGCUUCAUGCAGGUAAUCUAGUUUUACAGGCAAUCCUUUGACUGUCAUCUGAAGUUUCAUAUGUUAUGAAACUAGUUUAGCUCUUGUUUAGUUUUGUUGAAAAAUAAUUCACAAAUGUCUUGCUGUACGUCAGAGCAGAAAUAAAAAUGUACGACCAAAAUCCGCCAGGUUUGGUUUUGCAGAUUAAAAA
Molecule: messenger RNA, 1273 nt
Organism: Solea senegalensis (Senegalese sole)
Lineage: Eukaryota; Metazoa; Chordata; Actinopteri; Pleuronectiformes; Soleidae
Gene: rpe
Product: ribulose-5-phosphate-3-epimerase
Exons: 7
Coding region: 103-789 (228 amino acids)
Biological process (GO): pentose-phosphate shunt, non-oxidative branch; carbohydrate metabolic process; pentose-phosphate shunt
Cellular component (GO): cytosol
Molecular function (GO): metal ion binding; D-ribulose-phosphate 3-epimerase activity
Source: RefSeq, a predicted model, not a curated record